Messenger RNA from Amoebophrya sp. A25, 7236 nucleotides. Lineage: Eukaryota; Dinophyceae; Syndiniales; Amoebophryaceae. The record is from the annotation of a GenBank genome assembly.
GCAUAAUUUCGUGGCUGGUCUCGAGAUCCGCUUAAUAUCCACACGUUCCAAAGAGUGGCCAGUACUUGUUUUUUCAAAAAUCUUCAAAACCAAAGUACGAAAAUGAGUAACGAUGUCAUCAAUCUCGUCGAUGCCAGUCAGGCAGACGAAGCGAUGGCACCAACAGGCAUUAUCAAUCUCGACUCAUCGCAGUCGCAGCCCAUUGGUAACUUCGAAGAUCGGGAUGCGGAUGCUGCAACGCCGCAUGUUCAGCCGCGUUGGGAUUUGCGACACGACGGCUUGCUUCAGGGCUUCCAACAACACGGUGAAGAUGUUCGAGAUGAAGCUGACGAGGAUCGGCCCUCCGAAUCAAAAAAACGACGACUAAACGAUCAUAGCAACGACCACUCUGUUUUUCACGGGCUGGAUGAGCAUUGUCCGAUGGGGGAUGCCGUAGAAGAAGGAGAUGAAGACGGAAGCGCUGAAGUCGAUGUGCAUCCGUACAGGGCUACCGUUCUUCAAAUAGGCGGGACUGGAGAUGGACUGAAGCAGCUCCUUCCACCAGGAAAUUCGGUGUCAGGAAACGGAGCAGGACCUGGAGCAUCAUCUUCCUCAUCAGCUUCUGCUUUUGGGAAUAAUAGAAGUGGAGGUGCUCGUGCUGCCGCCGCAGGGCAACAUGGUUUUAGCAGAGACGGCGACGACCAGGAAGGAAACGAAAAGGAGGAUGCGUUCAAUAUGGAGAAAUUGAAGAAAAUGAUCGGCGAAAUGGCUGAGCGAGAGAAUGAGCAGCGAGAAAAGAGUCGGCGCCAACGUGGUUUACCUCCGAUUGGAGAGGUCAUGCGCCAGUUGUUGAGAUUGAAAAAAGAACAAGAGGAAGAAGAAGAUGAACAUCGAAGAUCGCCUAACACGAAUAUCUCCAGAAAGACAAAUAAGAAGGACGCAACGUCAUUGCCAUUGGAUGUUGAUGAAAGUGGUGUUGGACGGUUAGUAGAAUCCGGAAUCUAUUCGAGCAGUUGGCUGCAAAGGGAGCCGUGUGAAAUGGACGAUUCGAAGACACAGAGCACGUUUGUGGUCAAAAGAGUUCCGCCGCCGCAGCCGCUCCGUCUAUCGCCGCAUGCAUCGCCUACGGCAAAGGUCGAUAAAUACCGGAACCAGCAGGAAAGUGCAAAUGCUAGUGCAGCACAACACCGGCAGGAAGCUGACAAAAUUGGUUCUUCAUUCGUGCUUCGCGCGUACCCGCAAGGGCAACAGGUCAAAGAAGAGGAGCCGCAAGAUUCAAAUAGCAUGAUGAUUGUGGCAGCAGAUUUGCCACCUGUGCCGUCGCCGCUAGCAUCUUCCCUCUCAUCCUCCGAUGUGGUCGUCAAGUUUCAUUUCCCACGUAUGUUGGAGCCUCAGCAAUUAGUGGCGACUGCGGUUGUGCAGGCUUUCUUGUGCGGCAAACAUGCAGUUUUAGAAUCUCCGACGGGGACGGGAAAAACAGCAGCGCUGCUGACGGCCGUGCUUGCUGCGCAACGAGACAUGCAGACAAGAUUCGGGUGCGCACCGCAGAUCAUCUACGGUACAAGAACGCACGGCCAGGUAAAGCAGGUGGUGAAAGAAUUGCGCGCUUCGCCCUAUCGACCGAACGUCGUUUGCUUAGUUAUGGUUCGUUUUCAUGGUCUUUGUCAUUUAUUACACCGGGGCCCACGUCGGCUAUUCCAGCUAAAGUACUUAUUCUCUAAGAGUUGCCACAUAUUAAGCACCAUCUUCAUGGCCUAGUCUUGAAGUAGACCAUAUGUAAGUAUGAUUCUAAUGUCGGCAGUCGGGAUAAGGGCUACUGCGUCAACGAAGAUGUCCUGAAAACACGCGGAGAGAAACGGCAACUGUGCCAGCAAGCAAGGCAAUAUCACCGGCACCCGCCGGAACCUGAUGGGAAGCCGCCUCCUCCCAAGUGCGGGCGCUUCGACGCCUUAGAGCAUGAUGUUGUCGUAGAAGCCAUUCGCAAGGAGGUCCAGGCGCCGCCCACAACCACAAACAUCGGGAAUAAAGCCACAAAAUUUCCAAUACCGCAGCAGAGUGGAGCGCAAAAAGCUGGCCGUUGUGGUAUCAAAAUGGAACAAGGAGAUCAGGGUGGAGGUUGCGGUUGUGGAUCUGUAGUUGGUCAAGAAGAACCUCAACAUCAAGCAGGUCAAGCAGGUCGCGGAUCAGCGGCAGCUACAGACUUGGUUGCAGUGGAUCCGCGAGCACCAACGACAACGUUUGGCAAGAUGAUGAAGAAGAAACUAGCUACAAUGUUGAAGACGCACAACGCCACCCCUGCGACGUACUUGCAGGAUGUCGAAGACCUGGCGACGACGGUUAGAGAACAGGGUGGGUGCCCGUAUUUCAUGUCUUUAGCACUUUUGCCAGAAGCCAGCAUCGUCGUUUGUCCAUACAAUUACGUCCUCGAUCCGCAGAUACGAGCGGCCGUUAAAUUGCCGAUCACGGGCAGUUUCGUGCUUCUCGACGAAGGGCACAACAUAGAGUCUGUCUGCAAGGACGGCGGAAGCUGUAACGAGAUCAAAGCAGAGAGACUCAACAUCGAUUUGCCAAUUUUAAGGGACAAGCUGCCGCUGUUUUUCCUGGAGAAACCUGGACCGACAGCGCAGAUAGCCAGAGUCUGCAGAUUUUUCGAGCAUUUGCUCGACAAAUUGAACGAGUGGCGCGCCAUCAUGUAUGAGAAGGCGCACAAACUUGCGACUCAAAGAGAGCAUAGAUGGUUCAAAGACCUUGAGCAAAAUCCUUUUAAGGAGAUGACUAGGUAUUGGUUUUGGGCGGAGGCUAGCUAUUCUGCAGACAUGCUCAGUGGUUCCCGCACUGGAAAACUAGAACGCUUCAAGAUCCAGGAGUUCUUGGACGAACUGUGUAUCGGAGGUCCUCCUGGCGCAAGAAAACGUCCUCAACCUAGUGUCAGUGUGACGCCUGGUAGAACGUUAGGUCCACCAUCCGCUGAUGAUCAAUUACCGCACGGGCACAACAAUGCUGUAGACACAACGCCGUCCCGCACUACUGAAGCAUGUGAGGCGGAAGCGCGACAGUGCUUCGAUUUGAAGGGUGUUUACGGUGCAAUUAACGACGACCAAACCGGGCUGAUUGCGAGAAUGGGGAAGGAAAUCGAUCAACAGCGCCGAAAGCAGGUGUACGGCAUGUACAACCUCAAGAACCCUGUUACCGGUUACCUCAAUGUUGCAGUUAAACCCGAGCACCUUUCGCAGUGUAGUCGGGCACUGCAGAACAUGGCGCAGAUCGCGCGGGUGCUCCUGUUGCUCUGCGAUCACCCGCGUGACUAUGCGGUCCACUUUGACCCCGUUUCGAAUUCGAAGCCUGAGUGGACUCCAGGGGGUCCUCCGCAAGGUUUCUGGCAGCCAGGCCGUGGCUACCAGCGCGCUUUGUCGGAGUUUGGCCAACUCUCGAUACAGCUUCUCCGACCAGCUGUGACGUUCAAGGAAGUAGCCCGCGACGCACAUGCUGUUGUGCUAGCAAGCGGCACGCUGUGUCCAAUCACAGGCCUGUUUGCCGAAUUGGGCGAGGAGUUUGCAGAUCGCCAGCUCAUCAAGCGUCAUUGCCCUGGUGAACACGAGCAACAGCAGCUGAGUGCUUUUUCAUCUUCUCGCGGAGGUGGUUCAGGCAGUGUCGUAGAUGCGAUGAGCCUGACGAGGGCUGCGCUAAAUACAAAUGUAACUGGACAGAGAAAUCAAUCCCCGGCAGCAUCACUGGGGCAGUCUCCGAAGAGUUACAAUUUGUCGCCGCUGGAUGCUUCGCAUGUGAUCGACAAGAGGCAGCUGUUGGUGCAAAAGGUAGGAACGACCUGGGACGGCAUGAAAUUUGCGUGCACGCAAAAUGAGCUGAAGUCCUGGAACGCUACGAAAAAGGAACAAGAGUGGAACACGAAGCUGCUUUUUAAGUUAGGUCGGUCCAUCUUGAAGCUUGUUGAGGCUGUUCCAGGAGGCUUCUUGAUCUUCUUUCCGACGUACGACAUGUUGAAGAUCUGUGAUGAGGUCUGGAGAGAAUUGGAGCCAGAUGAUCUGCUGGUGGAGCUGGCUCAACAAGGCCAACAAGAGACAGGAAAUGGAAGCGCACAGCAGACGAGGAUGAAUAACAAUUAUACUGCAGCAAAGGGAAGGAGUCUCAAUCAUGGAAUGGGUGGUGGCGACGCUAGUGGAGCGAAUGUAACUACACAUAACGCGCGCGGAACGGGCGCGCCAAAUCAACCGUUUCAAUCGCUGCGGUCAGCAUCAAAUGCAGCAGCUGGUCCGCGACGUCGACUCCCAAACAACAAAACACUCAUGGCAAAAAAUAAGGGAAAAACUAUGUACCAGCAGAACGCUGUUGUGGGGAACCAGAGGCAGCGGAGUCGUAGCGCAUCUUCUAGCGGGCGGAGCUCCGAAGAGCAUCUACGGCCGCACCAGUACGGAGCAAACCGCGCUCAGGAUGGUUUCACAACAGAAACUAUCAUGCAGGCACUCCACCGAUUGAAGAAGGGCGUGCUCAUUGAGACCAAAGAGACGGACAUAAAGGAAAUGCACGAGCAGUACACAGCGCUGAUUGAGGAGCACAAGUGUGGUCUGCUACUUGGAGUGAUGCGCGGAAAAUGCAGCGAGGGCAUAUCGUUUAACGACUACCACGCACGAGGCGUCGCCGUCAUCGGGAUUUGUCUCCCUGCGCUCGGCGAGCCAGAAAUCGUGCACAAAAGAGCGUAUAACGAGUUCAUGAGCAAGGGUGGCAUUUCGAAGGAGCAAAGGGAAGAAGAAAGAGUUGCAAGAAUUCGUGAACGUACACUAGCAAGACUGAAGAGCGAAGCCGAAGCAGCAGAACGAGCAGGAAAGAAGGCCUCGCCCGAGCAGCGUCCGGCCUGCUCCCCAGGCGCAGUCGCCGACAACAAGGCUAGUAAUGCGUCUGGAGUUCUGCCUAUUCAGCAGUCACAAUUUGCGACAGGGCCUGUGCAGCAAUCACAAUUCGCUACCUGCAUUCCGACACCGAUUGCAUCAAAAGGUUCGGUCAUUCCUGGUGCCAGUGCAGCAGCUUCGUCAACGGGUGGCUCUGGUCACUCGCGAACUGUGGGAUUUGCGAAUAUCAACGCAAACACCCAAUUGAUCUCGGCAACACUCAGUGCUCCAACUGCAACACCAACUACAACUGUUCCUGGCUUAGGACUUGGGUUAGGAUCUACUCCGUCUGCGCCUUCUGGUACGCAACCGCAUCAAACCGGCUGUUUUGGGAAUGGAAUUGCGCAAGGUUUUGGAGGGGCGACAGGUGGAAGUCAACAAGACGGUUUUAGUGGGUUUGGAGGUCAGAGUGGGUUUGGAGGACAGCCAAAUCAGGCACGGAGCAGCGGCUUUGGAGGUACGACCCCCGUUGUUGGUGGCUUUAGUGGAUUCACCGGUUUUGGCGGCUUCGGCCCCCAGAUAGGCAACAACAGUACCACAGUAUUUGGUGGUAGCUUUGGAAAUGUUAACUUCGGUGGUGGUCUGAUAAACGCUGGAGUGUUGAAUCCUGCUGCUCCUGCGGCAAGACCCCAAAACACACCGGCACCUCCAGGCUUUGGAGCACCCUCAACAACGCCUGCAGGGUUUGGACCAGCAGCAGCUGCACAACGACCUCAACAGAAAGUCGGGUUGCGUCAGCCCGUUGCUGCUCAGAAUCAACAACCUCAAAUGUCGGGCUUUAACAAUGUUGGUCAGACACAACGAGCGCAGGGACGAGUUGGAUUCGCUGGUAACAGCGCUGGGGUGGCCAACAACGCUGCUGCCACGACCGCAGGCCAACAGCUUUCAUCGUCGCCCCCCAAGACGACUACAGGGACUAUCGUUGCACAGGUGGCGCCGAGUGCGAAAAAGUUUAGCAGCGGGGACGAGUGGUACGAUCAGCAGGCGAUGCGGCCAACUAAUCAGGCAUUGGGGCGUUGUAUUCGACAUCCGCACGACUUCGGUGCGCUCUUCCUUUAUGAUUGGGUUCUAGUUUGUGUUUAUUUAGAUAAAUUUCUAUGUAAACAAACUAAGAUCCUUUUCUUUGUAAACAAACUAAGAUCCUUCACACGACGAGGACCACGGGAUCAGGAUCCACAAAUAGAAAUAUGCACUGCAAUCAUGAUGAAGACCAACUUUAGAUGUAUCAGGAUUCGUAUUUCGCUUCUGCGAUGACGAAAAACCUGUUGUUGCCUUCCUUCUGACGUGCUUUCUGUCUUUUACAAAUAAAAGAUCUCGAUCAUUCAAAGUAAGUAGGAGUAACAUAAUCCUUUUCUUGUCGUGCAGUCGCUGUGCUGAAAAAUGAUGAGACACUCGAGAUAACGAAUUCACCGUUUCUCAAACAUUCGCAGUAAAUGUCCAAUUUUGGGUCUGUUUCGCAGACCUUCAUGAUGGACAAACUUUCCUUAGAUGUCUGACUUUCACACAGCGGCUGAACACUAAGUGAUCUUCAGAUCCCGAGCUUUUAAGUAUCCUGCUCAUUGACCUGCUUAAAACAACAUUUUUUCUGGUGCUUUGACUAAUACAAGUGAGAACCUACUUAAUAUGAACAUCAACAUACGUCGUCAUCGUCUACGUCUUUUACUGCCUGAGAAAUCUGCCGCAGUCGCCCUCGCGUAGUUCCAAGCAGUAAGUAAAUUUCUUCCCCUUCUAAUUCCCGUUCGACCAGCGGUGGAAUCAGGCAAAAUACUCGGGGAAACUAGCGAAAUGGAUGCGCGAGGACAUAGGUGUGAAACCCCCCUGUACUAACUACGACGAACUACAGCGUGUAAUACGGGAACAUUUUGAGUAUAACGACGAGAAGUGGGCGGCGCAUUUGGCCGAGACGGGAGGUGAGCAGCAAUACAGCUGCAAGCAUGAAAUGAGUCCUGAAGGAGAUGACGCUGCAGAAGAUACUAGCUGGUGACGAUCAUCUUCGUACAAGUUGCAAGUCUACAAAUUAUACAUAGAUUUAUCCUUGCAUUCUGUGAUUUUUUUUCACAAAAACUGAACUGGGCAAACGCAAAAUGAGCCCUAUGCAUAAGUCGAUCCCGUGUAUAUUCCGGCUGUAAGUAAUGAACACUUCGCUGAAAUAAUGCGGACGCUGAGAUGAUCGCAGAGUUUGAGUUUCAGCUCGUUUAAGGAAAAAACGGCUAGUGCAUUUGACUGCGUUUUUGAUUUAGCUGAGGAGGCAAGGACAAGACCACGAACAGGGGAGAAAGACCAAACUUGGAGAUCUUUUUUUCAGGUUACCUUUGUUUGCACAAAGGGGAGGCCAUUUUUAUUGCGCUUCUAU